GUGCGCACCGUGGAUCCACCUACACCAUGGAAACGCGUCGUCUCUUUGCCCCGUUACAACUUCCGCCAUGAAGAACAACAAGAGUCGAACGCGACGCCGGCAGCGGGAGAGCUGCCUCGGACGACUUUAAGUGGACCCGACUCGGGAUUUGUCAUGUUUGGAAGCAUGGUGUCGCGCAGCGCGUGGAUGAUUUGGGUUUGCGUCCUGGUCAACGCGCCGCCCGUGGCCUGCUUGGAUCUUCACCUCACCGAGUCUUUGCAACCCGGCACCCUCCUGGCGAACCUGUCUGUUGGACCCGGGUGGACGUACGACGUGGACGCGCUUUUAUCACCCGAAUCCACGCGUCGUCUCUUCCAAGUGGGGACGCGCAGCGGAGUUGUCCGACUGUCCCGGAGCGCGGAGUGUGCGCGCAGCGUUUGGAACCCCGCGCCCGUGCUUUUCAGAAGCACCUCACUGACUUCUGCAGAUGUUAUCCUGACACAUUUGAACGUGUUCGUCCACGGUCAGGACUGUUUCAUUAAAUACAGGAGAAAGAGGUCUCGAAGCACGCCUGACAUUCACAUUAAGCACAGUUUAAAGCUGGGGGAAACUUCCUGCCUCCGUGCAGGUGAUUUGCUGUUUAAUGCUGCAGAACUUUUGCCGUCUUCAACAAAUAGUGCCGCCUUAUUGGACACAAUGUGCGUCGGACAACAUUUAGCGGCACUGUUUCGACACGGUGCUUUGUUUCUCGCCACCGACUUGUGUCCCGAGAGCAUGCGAGCGCGGAACGAAGUGGAUUUGGAAUGUCCCCUGCACAGCUCCGAAGGCGACCGGCUCAGCGUGCAGCUCACAUUGCGCCUCGGAGAAGUGCCGAAACGUGGAUCUGCGCCAGAAACCGUUCGGGGAAACGCCGGCGAGUCGACCCGGAGAGGUAAGCGGCAGGUGAACGCGCCCCCGCAGUUCCAGCUCAUGAACUACCAAGUGUCUGUGCCUGAAAAUGAGCCAGCCGAGACACGGGUCAUCACCCUCAAAGCCACCGACCCAGAUGAUGGCGAGGCGGGGAGGCUGGAGUACAGCAUGGAAGCCUUGUUUGACAGCAGGUCAAAUGACUUUUUCACAAUCGACUCUCAGACGGGCAGCAUUUCGACCAUUCAGCCGCUGGACAGAGAAGUCAAAGACACUCAUGUCUUUAAAGUGUCCGUUAGUGAUAAUGGCACACCGAGAAGAUCCGCCACUUCUUUCCUGACCGUCACUGUGAGUGACACCAACGAUCACAGCCCGGUGUUUGAACAGACGGCUUACAGAGUUAAUAUACGAGAGAACGUAGAAGUGGGGUUCGAAGUGAUCACCAUCCUUGCCACCGAUGACGAUGCCCUUGAAAAUGCUGAUAUGAUCUAUAAAAUAGUCAACGGCGACGGCGUCAACUCCGUCUUCGAGAUCGACCCUCUAAAUGGCCUGGUGAGGAUCCGAGAGCGGCCCGACAGGGAAACCAGGGCGCGGUACCAGCUGACGGUCGAAGCCAACGACCAGGGCAAACAACCGUGUCCCCGCCGUGCCACCGCCACAGUCCACAUCUCAAUCGAGGAUGAGAACGACAACUACCCUCAAUUCAACAAAAAGAGGUACGUCGUGCAGGUUCAAGAGAACGUGGCCAUCAACACCAAAGUCGCCCAAGUGGAGGCGACGGACAAAGACGAGGGGAACAACGCUAAAGUUCACUACAGUAUCAUCAGCGGCAAUGUUAAAGGUCAAUUCUACAUUCAUUCCCCUACUGGUGUGAUCGAUGUCAUCAACCCUCUGGACUAUGAGAUGAUUCGAGAGUAUAAUCUGAGGAUUAAGGCGCAGGACGGCGGCAGGCCUCCACUGAUCAACGGCACUGGGAUGGUGGUGGUGCAAGUGGUGGACGUGAAUGACAACGCCCCCAUGUUUGUCAGUACACCUUUCCAGGCGACCGUUUUGGAGAAUGUCGCUGUCGGCUACUCCGUCAUUCACAUUCAAGCCAUUGACGGUGAUUCGGGGGAGAACGCCCGGCUGGAAUACCGGCUGACAGACACCGUUCCCAGCUUUCCGUUCACCAUCAACAACAGCACCGGGUGGAUUACGGUAAGUGAAGAGCUGGACCGGGAGACCACAGAGUUCUACAGCUUCGGGGUGGAGGCCAGGGAUCACGGCGUUCCUGCGAUGUCGUCCUCAGCCAGUGUUAGCAUUAUGGUGCUUGACGUUAAUGACAACGUGCCCACGUUUACCGAGAAGGUCUACUCGCUGAAGAUCAACGAGGACGCCGUCGUGGGGACAAGCGUGCUCACGAUGACCGCUCUUGACCGAGAUGUCAACAGUGUGGUGACCUAUCAGAUCUCUAGCGGCAACACCAGGAACCGCUUCGCAAUCACUAGCCAGAGUGGCGGUGGUCUCAUCACUCUCGCUCUCCCCCUGGAUUACAAACAGGAACGCCAGUAUGUGUUGACAGUCACCGCCAGCGAUGGAACCCGAUCAGACACCGCCCAGGUGUUUAUAAAUGUGACGGACGCCAACACGCAUCGGCCCGUUUUCCAAAGCGCCAACUACCAGAUUAUGCUCAGUGAGGAGCAACCAGUGGGAUCCAACGUGGUGAUGAUUAGUGCGACAGAUGAGGACACAGGAGAAAAUUCUCGCAUCACGUACAUCAUGGAGGACGUCGUCCCUCAGUUUAAAAUUGACCCGAAUACCGGCGCCAUCACAACCCAAAUGGAUAUUGACUACGAGGACCAGGCUUCCUUCACGUUGGCCAUCAUCGCUAAAGACAAUGGCAUCCCGCAGAAAUCCGACACCACCUAUGUGGAGAUUAUCAUCCUGGAUGCAAACGAUAAUGCUCCUCAAUUCCUGCGAGACAUGUACCAGGGGAGCGUGUUUGAAGAUGCUCCUGUCUACACCAGUGUGCUCCAGAUUUCUGCUUCAGAUCGAGAUUCCGGCUCAAAUGGCAGACUUAGCUAUACAUUCCAGGGUGGCGAUGAUGGAGACGGUGAUUUCUUCAUUGAACCGUAUUCGGGUAUCGUCAGAACCGCUCGCAAACUGGACCGAGAGAACGUUCCUGUCUAUGACCUCAAGGCCUUUGCUGUGGACAGGGGGUUUCCGCCUCUAAAAGCAGCUGUUCCCAUACAUGUUGUAGUUCAGGACAUAAAUGACAAUGCACCAGUGUUCGAAAAGGAUGAGCUUUUCAUCGAUGUGGAGGAAAACCGUCCCGUCGGGUCUGUUGUGGCCCAGAUCACUGCCACGGACCCAGAUGAGGGCACAAAUGCUCAGAUAAUGUACCAAAUAGUUGAAGGGAACUUUCCAGAGAUUUUCGAGCUGGACAUUUUCAACGGUGACCUCCUUUCCCUCAUCGACCUCGAUUAUGAGACAAACAUCGAGUACGUCAUCGUGGUGCAGGCCACCUCAGCGCCGCUUGUGAGCCGGGCCACCGUACACAUCCGCCUGAUGGACAUGAAUGACAACUUGCCGGAGCUGAAGGACUUUGACAUCAUUUUCAACAACUACGUCACCAACAAGUCCAACAGUUUUCCAUCUGGAAUAAUCGGGAGGGUACCAGCUCAUGACCCGGAUGUAUCGGAUAAGUUACGAUACACGUUUGAAUCUGGAAACGAGCUCAAUCUCCUCCUCCUAAACGAGGACACGGGGGAUCUGCGGCUCAACAAGGCCUUGGACAAUGACAGACCGCUGGAGGCGCCCAUGAUCAUCUCUGUCACAGAUGGUGUCCACACCACCUCAGCCCUUUGUACACUCCGAGUCACCAUCAUCACCGACGACAUGCUGACCAACAGCAUCACGGUGCGCCUGGAGAACAUGUCCCAGGAGCGCUUCCUAUCGCCACUGCUCGGCCUCUUCGUGGACGGCGUGGCGGCCGUGCUCUCCACCAGGCGCGACGCCGUCUUCGUGUUCAACAUCCAAAACGACACAGACGUGCAGGGCUCCAUCCUCAACGUCACCUUCUCGGCCAUGCAGCCCCAGGGAGGGCCCGGCAAGGGGACGUUCUUUCCUUCCGAGGAGCUGCAGGAGCAGAUCUACCUGAACAGGACUCUGCUCAGGCUCAUAUCUUUACAGGAGGUUUUGCCGUUCGACGACAACAUCUGCCUCCGGGAGCCCUGCGAGAACUACAUGAAGUGCGUGUCCGUGCUGAAGUUUGACAGCUCGCCCCCCUUCAUCACGUCCAACACGGUCCUGUUCCGGCCCAUACACCCCAUCAACGGGCUGCGUUGCCGCUGCCCCGUCGGCUUCACGGGCGACUACUGCCAGACGGAGAUCGACUUGUGCUACUCGGGGCCGUGCGAGAACAACGGCCGGUGUCUCAGCCGAGAGGGCGGCUACACCUGCGAGUGCCUGGAAGACUUCACUGGGGAACACUGUGAGGUGAACACCGCAUCGGAUCGCUGCGUACCGGGCGUGUGCAAGAACGGCGGCGAGUGUGUGAACGGGCUCGCCGGCGGUUUCACGUGCCGUUGUCUGCCUGGCGAGUACGAGAAGCCUUACUGCGAGAUGACCACCCGCAGCUUCCCCGGACAGUCCUUUGUCACCUUUAGGGGUCUGCGGCAAAGGUUCCACUUUACCGUCUCUCUCAUGUUUGUGACCCGAGAGAGAAAUGCCCUGCUUCUCUACAACGGCCGAUUCAAUGAGAAACAUGACUUCAUCGCUUUGGAAAUCAUCGACGAGCAGAUUCAACUCACUUUCUCCGGAGGUGAGACCAAGACCACCGUGUCCCCCUUCAUCCCGGGCGGUGUCAGUGAUGGCCAAUGGCAUUCUGUGCAGCUCCAUUACUACAACAAGGAAGGGGGGAGUCUGGUGGACUCCAGCGGGCUUCUGCGGCUCCCGCUCUAUACUGCCUGGUUGGAGCUCCUGCAGAAGGAGCCAAACAUCGGGCGGCUGGGGAUACCCCACGGACCCUCCGGGGAGAAAGUGGCGGUGGUUGCCGUGGACGACUGCGACAUCUCCAUGGCGAUCCGCUUCGGGAAGCAGAUUGGGAACUACUCGUGUGCAGCCCAGGGAACACAGACAGGACAAAAGAAGUCUCUGGAUUUGACCGGGCCGCUGUUGCUCGGCGGCGUCCCCAACCUGCCCGAGGACUUCCCGGUGCGAAACCGAGACUUUGUGGGCUGCAUGAGGAACCUGAGCAUCGACAGCACGCCCAUCGACAUGGCUAGCUACAUCGCCGACAACGGCACCACAGCGGGGUGCCCUGCAAAGAGAAACUUCUGCACACCUAGUGUGUGUCAGAAUGGAGGGGUGUGCGUCAGCAAGUGGAACACGUACAGCUGCGACUGCCCCACUGGGUAUGGCGGCAAGAACUGCGAACAAGUGAUGCCGUCGCCUCAGUUCUUCGACGGCAAGGCGCUGGUGUCGUGGAGCGAGCCCGACGUCACCAUCGCGAUCCCCUGGUUCAUGGGCCUCAUGUUCCGCACGCGGCAACCGGCUGGAACUUUGAUGCAGGCCAAUGCCGCCCCCUCGUCCACCAUCAGCCUCAUGGUGAGUGAGCAACAGGUGCGAAUGGAGGUAUUGCUAAGUGACCAGUUGGUGGCGUCACUGAGCUUUCCGCAAGUUCGGGUCAACGACGGGGAGUGGCACCACCUGCUGGUAGAGCUGAGAAGCGAGAAAGACGGCAAGGGCAUCAAAUACGUGGCCGCCGUGUCCCUGGACCACGGCAUGUACAAGAGGUCAGUGGUGAUUGGCAACGACCUGCCCGGUUUGAAGCUCCAAACUCUUCAUGUCGGAGGUUUGCCUGGGGAAGGCAACCACGUCAGGAAAGGAUUUGUUGGCUGCAUACAGGGUGUUCGCAUGGGCGAGACGUCCACCGACGUGGCCAACGUGAUCAUGUCUCGUGGCCUGAAGGUCCGCGUGGAGGAGGGCUGCGACCUGGCCGAUCCGUGCGACGCCACCAUCUGCCCCGAGAACAGCCACUGCAGCGACGACUGGAGCGCACACACGUGCGUCUGCGACCCAGGCUAUUUCGGUAAAGAGUGCGUCGACGCCUGUCAGCUCAACCCGUGCGAGCAUGUUUCCACCUGUGCUCGCAAGCCCAGUUCCUCCCAUGGCUAUACUUGUGAGUGUGGUCACAACUACUACGGACAGUACUGCGAAAACAAGGUUGAGAAGCCAUGUGCUCGAGGUUGGUGGGGCAGUCCCAUGUGCGGACCCUGCCGGUGCGACACAAGCAAGGGUUUUCAUAACGACUGCAACAAGACGACGGGGGAGUGUCGCUGCAAGGAUAACCACUACCGCCCGGAAGGGGACGACACCUGCUUACCGUGUGACUGCUUCUCUGUCGGCUCCGAGUUUCGAACCUGUGACCCCGUCACCGGGCAGUGCCCCUGCAAGGGCGGCGUCAUCGGCCGCCAGUGCAACCGCUGUGACAACCCCUUCGCUGAAGUCACACCCAACGGAUGCGAAGUGGUGUACGAAGGCUGCCCCAAAGCCUUUGACGCCGGCAUUUGGUGGCCUAAGACCCAGUUCGGACGCCCGGCUGCCAUGAACUGUCCCAAAGGAUCUGUUGGUACUGCCAUUCGCCACUGUAGUGACGAUAAAGGCUGGUUGUCGCCCGAGCUUUUUAACUGCACCACCGCCUCCUUCGCUCAGCUCACGAAACUGGUGAUUACUUCCCAAAAUAACGAAGAGCUACGUCAAAACAGCUCCAGGAUGGACGGCGAGCACUCCAAGACCAUCGUCCGCUUGCUCCACGGCGCCACCAGCGACACCGGGAGCUACUACGGCAGCGACGUGAGGACGGCUGCCCAGCUGCUGAACCACGUGCUGCGUUACGAGAGCCGGCAGGUGGGAUUCGACCUCACUGCUACCAGGGACGCGGAAUUCAACGAGAAUUUGAUUCGAGCCGGAAGCGCCAUACUUGACCCGGACACUAAAGCACACUGGGAGCAAAUCCAGAAGACAGAGGGCGGCACUGCCCACCUGCUUCGGAAUUUUGAGGAUUAUGCAAACGCUCUUGCGCGAAACGUGAGGAAAACCUACCUGAAACCCUUCACCAUUGUUACAGACAACAUGAUAUUAUCCGUGGACUACCUGGAUGUGUCGGACCCCCGGAAAGCGACAUUUCCCCACUUCCAGGACAUCGAGAAGGAAUAUCCACAAGCGCUUGGGUCUUCGGUGCAUUUCCCUCACUUCAACCUGCUGGGUCAAUGGCACAAAGCGGAGCCCACUACAACGCCUGCGGCCCAGACCGACACCAUCCCGGUGGAGGGUCACACGGCGUCUGACAGGACCCGUCGCCAUCUUGAGCCACCUGUCCAUCUGCCGGUUGCCGUGGUGAUAGUGUACAAAUCACUGGGGAGGCUGCUCCCGGAAAGAUUUGACCCAGAUCGCAGAAGUCUGAGGGUCCCUAACCGUCCGGUGAUCAACACAGCAAUCCUGAGCGCCACGGUACACAGCGAGGGUCCCCCAAUUCCGUUGAUCCUGGACCCUCCCAUCACGCUGGAGUACUCGCUGCUGGAGACGGAGGAGAGGACCAAGCCCGUCUGCGUCUUCUGGAACCACUCCAUUGCGAUCGGUGGGACAGGUGGUUGGUCCUCCAAAGGCUGCGAGGUGCUUGAGAGGAACAACAGCCACAUUAGCUGUCAGUGUAAUCACAUGACCAGCUUCGCCGUACUCAUGGACAUGUCCAAGAGAGAGUACGGCGAUGUCCUCCCCUUGAAGAUCGUCACCUACGCCACAGUCUCCGUCUCCCUGUUCCUGCUCUUGCUCACCUUGAUCCUGCUGUGCCUGCUGCGCCGACUGCGCUCCAACCUGCAUGUCAUCCACAGGAACCUGGUGGCGGCGCUCUUCUUUUCCGAACUCGUCUUCCUGCUUGGCAUUAAUCAGACGGACAAUCCGUUCGUGUGUACGGUCAUAGCCAUCCUCCUGCACUACUUCUACAUGUGCACCUUCGCGUGGAUGUUCGUGGAGGGCCUGCACAUCUACCGCAUGCUGACCGAGCUGCGCAACAUCAACCACGGUCACAUGAGGUUCUACUACGCUAUGGGCUGGGGCAUCCCGGCUAUCAUCACUGGCUUGGCCGUCGGACUGGACCCUCAAGGUUACGGCAACCCCGAUUUCUGUUGGCUGUCCAUGCAUGACACGCUCAUUUGGAGCUUCGCGGGUCCCAUAUUUGUCGUUGUUUUGGUGAACAUAGUGAUCUUUAUCUUGGCUGCGAAGGCUUCCUGUGGUCGCAGGCAAAAGGCAGUUGAGAAGUCAGGCGCUAUCCCAGCACUUCGUAUGGCCUUCCUCCUGCUGCUGCUCAUCAGCGCCACCUGGCUGCUGGGCCUGAUGGCCGUCAACAGCGACGUGCUUACCUUCCACUACCUGUUCGCCGGCUUCAGCUGUCUGCAGGGCGUCUUCAUCUUCUUCUUCCACAUCGUCUUCAACAAAGACGUGAGGAAGCAUCUCAAGAGCGUCAUCAUGGGGAAGAAGAACCUCCCAGAGGAGACGGGCACCACGCGGACCUCUUUGCUCACACGCUCCCUCAACUGCAACAACACGGACGACGGCCACGUGUACCGCGCGGCUGUGGGCGAGUCCACCGUCUCGCUGGACAGCACGCUCAGGUCAGCAAAGAGCCGCAGCAGCUACCUGGCUUACGCAAUCAGGAGGGAGGAGUCAGGCCAGAAGCCCAGCGUCUCAUCAGGAACGGCCAAAGGACACACUGAUCUCGACGGGCCUCUCUUCCACAGAAGUGGCUCCAAGGCAGAUGACUCGGACUCGGACAGCGAGCUGUCGUUGGACGAGAACAGUUCCUCCUACGCCUCGUCUCACUCGUCGGACAGCGAAGACGACGACUUGGACGUCGAGCCGAAGUGGAACAAUGAGCGGCAGCUGGUUCAUAGCACGCCUAAAGGUAGAGUGGACUCGGUGUCCAAUCACGUAACGCCGUACUGGCCGACGGACGCCGCCACGGCCAGCGACAGCGAGGACCCCGGCGCUCCCGAGAGGCUGCGUGUGGAGACCAAAGUGAACGUGGAGCUGCACCCGGAGAGCAAGAUCAACCACAUCGCCGUCGGCGACGGGGAGGCGCCUCAGGACAGAGACAAGCAGGCGACCGGUCAGGCCAAGGAGGCGAUGACGCCCACCGGUCAGACCAACAGCAACCACCAGCCGGAACAGAGAAAAGGGAUCCUGAAGAACAAGAUAAGCUACCCGCCCCCUCUGACCGACAAGAACAUGAAGAACCGUCUCCGGGAGAAGCUGAGCGACUACAACUCCCCCACCAUCACCUCACCGCCGCCAAACUACAACAUGGCCACCUCCCCUUCCCCUGCGUCCGUCAACAUCAUGGCACCAUCAUCCCGCCGGCCCUCGUUGGCCUCCGACGACAGCGGUCGCCCCGGCAACAACGGCAACGGGUCCCUGGUGAAACCGCCUGUGGCGCCGCGGCCGCAGGUUGCCGUGUGCUCGUCGCCAGCAGGCGUCUACCGCGACACUAACGGUGGGAUAGCGAUGCACUUGAAGUCAGGGACGGUUAACGGCGGCAACAGCACAGACUCAGAUGGCAGUAACGAGACUUCGAUCUGACCUGUUAGGGACAUCCAGACCAGCCCGCCCUUGUGAGAGGAGGAGACCGGACCCUGGGAGACCCACGUCCAUCCGCCGUCAGUCUUCUCUUGGUCCCAUUUCUCCGGAGAUCAGUAUUACCCAGCAGAAGAAAAGAAGGAACGAUAAAGGGAACAAAAGGGAGGAGGAGGAUGGAACCUGAGUGCCAAAUGCAUAAAAGGAAAAAAGGGGAUGAAGACUGCCCCCUUUGAAUGUAUUGCAAAAUGUGACUGUUAGGAAACACGUUGGUACAUUUGUUGUAGGAUUUCAAGGACCAGAAGGCAGAAAACAAACUAAGUGCUCUUUUUGUUUUUCUUUUAAAACUCAAACCGAAGUGCUCCUUUUGUUUUUUUCUUUUGAACUCAAACAAAAGCUCUCGUAUUUGGAGAAUAUGGCUAGAUGGCGGUCGUGCGUCGAUAUAUUUUUGAGAGGCCUUGAACAAUCAGUUGAGGCCUUACAAACAUACGUUAAGUUGAGAGAGAGAGAGAAGAGAGAGAGCACUAAUGGAAGGAAGGAAAUGUGGAAGCACUAUAAACCCACUUCUCACACUUCUCGUGAAGAUCCUGGCCGUUUUUUUUCGUCUGAGUUCUCCAGUUCAAACACCUCAUCCGGAGUCCACAUCGCAGCUAAACCUUUAAGUUAUGUUUACCACUCACGAGGUGCCUUCGUCUUGUUCCCACCUGUGAUCUGGCUGUGUGAUCAAUAUUGCUAAUAUGUGGUUAUUUUUGUAAUGUUCGGACACUGGAAAAGUUUUGUAACAUAAUGUAUAUUUAUUUUUUAUGGUUCUAAGACACUGGAGUUCAAAGUAUGUCAAA
Messenger RNA from Phycodurus eques (leafy seadragon), 10334 nucleotides. It is a transcript of the gene celsr1a, whose product is annotated as cadherin EGF LAG seven-pass G-type receptor 1a. Gene Ontology annotation, cellular component: plasma membrane. Gene Ontology annotation, biological process: homophilic cell-cell adhesion; G protein-coupled receptor signaling pathway; cell surface receptor signaling pathway. Gene Ontology annotation, molecular function: calcium ion binding; G protein-coupled receptor activity. Bases 154 to 9501 code for a protein of 3115 amino acids. The record is from RefSeq and is a predicted model, not a curated record. The transcript has 37 exons. NCBI's taxonomy places the organism in Eukaryota, Metazoa, Chordata, Actinopteri, Syngnathiformes, Syngnathidae.